AUGGCUUCAGGAUGGACUGGCUUGUCUCAAGAAGUCCGGUGUCAUAUUCUACAGAUUCUGAGGCUAGACGGUUGCAAAGUGAGUCGCUUAGCCACCGUAUGUCGAGAGUGGCAAACAGAGCUGGAGAGAUACAACUUUGCACGAAUCAGAGUGACACCAUCGCGCCUCGUCGAUUUUGGUUCGAUGAUUCACCGCAAUCGGGCUCUCGUCGAAUACGUCUGGUUCUGCUUGGAACUCGAUGAAUAUGGUUGCACCAAGUGUGCGCCUACCGGCAGAACGCUCACACAGGACGAGUAUGAAGAGGCAUUCAGUAUCAACGAUGCAGGUGGCUAUCCCAUCACCACGGCGUUCCAGGAUCUGUUCUCGGUGCUAAGCACAUGGGACCUUAAAGACAACUUGGUACUCGACAUUAGUAUCUACUCGCCUAGUGACUCCAAACAUUGGUUCCCAUAUCUGACCUUCAUGCCCGAUAUCGCUCUCGACAUGCUAGGUGAUGGUAUGGAGCAGACGAUACCAAAUAAAGUCUAUAACGAUCCUCAACACGGCUGGCGAGCAGUUAGAGCUCGAAUGGUGAGAUCAGUUUCCACCAGUCCCGGCGAUAACCACUAUACUUCUCCGGCAGUUCUGCUGCCGGAGAUGGAAGCACGAUUCAACAAGAAUCUCAAGAGACUUGUGGUCUUUGAGAACUUCAACCAACAGUAUCCAGUGAUCAUGCACCAAGUCCUAUCCGGAGAUGUCCUGAGCGGAUGUGUCAGUCAUCGCAAGCCAACUCCGGCUGUAAGUCGGAUGGUUGGACUCGCCAGCCUCAACCUUGAAUAUCUCGCAGCAUCUUUCAUCGUAGAUGCUAGCCAUUUCUUCGACGUCGAACCCUCUUGGGAGUGGCCAAAUAUACGCUCGAUCGUACUUACUUCAAGCCUCCUUACGCCUGAUCAGGAUCCUGCCAAGAUUGAAGUUAUGCUUCAGGCGGCCGCGGCCGCGGCUAUGAAGAUGCCACAACUGGAAACAAUAGAGAUCUGGAAUGGAAGACGAGGGUUGGCGGCGCUAUUCAAGUAUCAGGUGUUCCGCAACAAACAAGAGGCUACAAUCACUUGGAGAGGUACAUGGCAAUUGACAAUGGAAACCAUCUUCAAUCGAGGCUUGGAGAGCCGUCAUAGAUCUUUAUGCCGGUUACAGACUCAGUUUCGUUCAGGAACGUCUGGACGAAGCUGCUAUCAAGUCUCACGCUGA
Molecule: messenger RNA, 1227 nt
Organism: Fonsecaea pedrosoi CBS 271.37
Lineage: Eukaryota; Fungi; Ascomycota; Eurotiomycetes; Chaetothyriales; Herpotrichiellaceae
Exons: 2
Coding region: 1-1227 (408 amino acids)
Source: RefSeq, a predicted model, not a curated record